Molecule: messenger RNA, 585 nt
Organism: Fulvia fulva
Lineage: Eukaryota; Fungi; Ascomycota; Dothideomycetes; Mycosphaerellales; Mycosphaerellaceae
Product: Ubiquitin-conjugating enzyme E2 8
Exons: 6
Coding region: 1-585 (194 amino acids)
Biological process (GO): ubiquitin-dependent protein catabolic process; protein polyubiquitination
Cellular component (GO): nucleus
Molecular function (GO): ubiquitin conjugating enzyme activity
Source: RefSeq, a predicted model, not a curated record
AUGAGCAGUCCAAAGCGUAGGAUCGAGACAGAUGUCAUGAAGAUGCUCAUGAGCGAUUAUGAGGUCACACUGGUCAACGACAACAUGUUCGUCAGAUCAUCGCCUUUGCAAGAGUUCUAUGUCCGCUUCAAGGGACCAACAGAGACACCAUUCGAAGGUGGUCUUUGGAAGAUCCACGUAGAGCUCCCAGAUCAAUACCCUUACAAGAGCCCGAGCAUUGGCUUCGUUAACAGAAUCUUCCACCCCAAUAUCGAUGAGCUCUCAGGCAGUGUAUGUCUCGACGUCAUCAACCAAACCUGGUCGCCGAUGUACGACAUGGUCAACAUAUUCGAGGUCUUCCUACCCCAACUCCUACGAUAUCCGAACCCGACCGAUCCACUGAACGGUGAAGCGGCAGCUCUCAUGAUGCGGGAGCCUAAAGGGUAUGAGGUGAAAGUCAAAGAAUAUGUCUCGAAGUAUGCAUCAAAGGAGAGCGUCGACGAGGCCGGUGGUGAUUCCAACGACAGCGAUGAGAUGAGCAGCGUUGGCAGCUACGACGAAGACGAUGAAGAUGACGAGCCAGCGGGCACGAUGGAUGAAGUAUGA